AUGGCUUUGUUUGUUGUGAGGGUCGUACUGGUUGUUGUAGUCUUGUUGGUUGUGGAGGAUGCGAGGGUUCUGGUGGUUGUAUUGGUUGUGUUGAUUGCGUUUAUUGUGGAGGUUGUACUGGUUGCGCUGGUUUUUGUGUUUGUGUUGGUCGUGGACGUGGUGUUAGUUGUGAAGGUAAUUAUGCUGGUUAUGGUCGUUGUGCUGGUUUUGACUGAGGAUUGUGCUGAUGGAUUGUGUUAAUUAUGAGGGUUGUUUUUCGGUGUGGUGGGUGGAAGGGUUGUGCCGGUUAUCAGGGUUGUGGCAGUUGUGCGUGUGGCGCUAUAUGAAUCUUAUGCACUUCUUGUAGGAUUCAUGGAUUUUGGUUUCUGUGACUGA
Porites evermanni is the source of this 375-nucleotide messenger RNA. NCBI's taxonomy places the organism in Eukaryota, Metazoa, Cnidaria, Anthozoa, Scleractinia, Poritidae. The record is from the annotation of a GenBank genome assembly.